This is a messenger RNA of Achroia grisella, 811 nucleotides long. RefSeq lists its product as uncharacterized. Bases 85 to 768 code for a protein of 227 amino acids. NCBI's taxonomy places the organism in Eukaryota, Metazoa, Arthropoda, Insecta, Lepidoptera, Pyralidae. The record is from RefSeq and is a predicted model, not a curated record. The transcript is spliced from 4 exons.
AUAAUCACAUUAAAAUUAUCAGUGUCGAAAACAAUGUAAAAUAACAUAAAAAACCAUUCUUCAUACAAUAUAUAGGGACCCAAGAUGUUUCUUCAGGCUUGCAAUACUGUACUUUAUGGCGUUAUUGUAUUAAGUCUUAUUUUAAUUGAUUACAUACUUGGUAAUGGGCUGGUUGAAAUAUCCCAGAAGAUGUUCUGCAAGUUUGCAUGUUUCGUUAAAAGAUCUAUAAGGGAGGAAGUGAAGCAGGCUGCUGUAAUAAGCGAGAAUCCUAUCAGUCUACCAGUUUUGUUUACUGAAAUUAUAGUUUUAACUCUGACUAUAGCAUGUCUAAACAAAUACAAGCAAAACCGCGGUCACGAUAGACUUGAUGAACUACUUCAUCAGAGCAAGGAGGCGCUGCGUCAGACCAAUGAGUUUCUUGAGAAAUGGCGCCUACGGAGGAUAAAUUGCCAGGUACCCGCCGAGUAUUCCUAUUUGGAUGACGAGCCACAAGAGAUCCAGCCUCUGAAACUAGAAGUUCCAAUACUGCACAUGGCCAUAGUCGAUACUCAGGGUACAGCCAGGAACCAACCUGAAAGCGGUGAUGCCGGUGAUACCAUCAAUAUCACCGACUCUACACUUCUCUCAUCGACGUCACUGCUCGAUGAAGACUUAGAUUCUAUACCGGAUCAAACUCUUGAUCGAAUAGACGAAUCGAGACGAGUCGAAUUAAGAAACCGAUACUUGUGGAAUGUGACUGAGGAAGAUGCUAAUAAUGUGGAGAAUUAAUUUGUGUCUUGGCUUGUAUUUGUGUAUAAAAUGUUAUCAUUAU